AUUAGAUGAAACAGAAAACAUAGCUUACCUCAGUUUUCAAUUGUUUUUCUCCUUGGGAACGUUUCACUAUAACGUUGCACACUCUCUCUCCUCCAUUGAAGCGCUUACUCUGAAUUCUCCAUUGAAGUGGCUACUGAACUUUCUUUCCUUCAUCGAAACAGUUUUCUGAGAAACGGGUUGAUUGAAGAGACUAUGGCAUCUUCUGAGCAUGCAUCUCAAGGGGUUCAGGAUGUCAUGCUGGAGUUUCGUGCUGGUAAAAUGCUAUUCGAGGGAAAACGUGUAACCCCAGAUUCUCGUAAAGGGCUAGUUAGGAUUGCCCGGGGUGAGGAGGGCUUGGUCCAUUUUAUGUGGCUUGAUCGGGUGCAAAAUGCGAUUGAAGAUGACCAGAUAGUUUUUCCAGAGGAGGCAGUUUUUGAGAAGGUUGAACAAGCAGCUGGAAGGGUCUACAUAUUGAAGUUUAACACCGAUGACAGGAAAUUCUUUUUCUGGAUGCAAGAGCCAAAAGCCGAGGAUGAUCAACAACUAUGUCGCUCAGUAAAUUAUCACCUUAAUCGACCAUUAGAAUUUCUUGCUGAAGAGGAUUCUGGAGCAUCAAUUCCCAUUCAAACCGAGGAUAUGGUUGAAGAUGAUAUAUCAUCUAGAGCUGGUAAUUUGAUUGGCUCUAGCAUGGGAGGUGAAGUAGUGAGUGAUGUGACCUCUGCCCCUGGACCAGUAAAAAUGUCUGAUUUGCAAAGGAUAUUAAGUAAUCUACAACCUGCAGGAUCUGUAGAUGAUAUGGAAGAUCCUGAUGGAGGCUUUGGUUUAGGGGAUCUUUUGAAGCCUGAUCUGGUAUUACCGUUGCUUGAGACUUUACCUAUUGAAGAACGCCUGGCUUCAUAUUUGCCAGAGGGUCAACAGUCGCGUCAUGACUUGUUAGAAGUACUACAGUGUGCUCCUUUCCGCCAACAAGUUGAUGCUUUCACCUAUGUUCUGAAGACAGGCCAAAUAGAUUUGGCUCAAUUUGGCAUUGACCCGAGUAAAUACAAGUUUACUGUUCUUUCUUUCCUGGAGGCAUUAGAAGACUCUGUUGCAAAAGGCUUGGAACCUGAUGCAUUGGGGCAAGGAACUGAUCAGAUGGACGAAGGGCAAUAGUGUAUGGCAUUUUGAGAUUGUUUUUUCUUUACUGCAUUGAUCCUGUGGAGCAAUAGUUGCUUAGACAUCCUCGUCUUUGUUUCCCCUUUUAUUCUGCCUGGGUAAGAGAGGGGAGGGGUGUUUGGAUUUAGAACCAAGACUUACUCAAGCAAUGCAGAUAGUCUCUAGUUAUUACUAGGAUACUUGUUUACAUUUAAAUAGGCAAGACAUCCCUUCAACUAGUAGUAUUUUUUUCGUUUUCUUUUUGUUUAGGGGUUGGAUCCAUGGUUGCAAAUGAAAUUCUUGGAAUGGUGUGGAUAAUUUGUUAAUAUUGAAUAUAUUCAUUGAUUCUUCUUGGGUUAGCUGAGCAGAAAUUUAUUGUCA
This is a messenger RNA of Chenopodium quinoa (quinoa), 1494 nucleotides long. RefSeq names its product 26S proteasome regulatory subunit RPN13-like. Gene Ontology annotation, biological process: ubiquitin-dependent protein catabolic process. Bases 193 to 1131 code for a protein of 312 amino acids. The record is from RefSeq and is a predicted model, not a curated record. Lineage: Eukaryota; Viridiplantae; Streptophyta; Magnoliopsida; Caryophyllales; Amaranthaceae. Gene Ontology annotation, molecular function: ubiquitin binding; proteasome binding; endopeptidase activator activity. The transcript has 14 exons. Gene Ontology annotation, cellular component: proteasome regulatory particle, lid subcomplex; cytoplasm; nucleus.